Messenger RNA from Cinara cedri, 28447 nucleotides. Lineage: Eukaryota; Metazoa; Arthropoda; Insecta; Hemiptera; Aphididae. The record is from the annotation of a GenBank genome assembly.
CAGCGACCGGCCUGUGCUUACGUUCUUUCGAAUUAAUAUUUUGUCGCAACCCGUCCUCGUCGUAUCACAUCAUGCCUUCACGUAUUGUCGUACUGACAUGUUAUUAUUAGUACUGGUAUCGUACUAUUGUUUUUUUUUUUUUUUUCAAUAUAAUAAUAAAAACCGAGAGGUUAACCCACCAACGGUAUCAAUUAGCGCGCUGUUUCGCCCUUCACCGGCGAGUGUAGUCGAGUCGAGUUCCGUUAUAUUUAUGAAGUUUUCCAAGACUGUGGGUAACAGCUGGCACAAUGUGCUCGACCAACUACAGCCGAGAAUACCUGGUGAAACCCACGACGAACGGUAUGGUGGACGAGAGGAGCUACAUACUCCAACAGCAGCAGCGACAGGUCAGUUUUCGAACCCUCUCCCCCUAGUCAGUUAUAUGUAUUUGCUUCGGUUUGGUUCAUUAUUUAAGCCGGGUCUUGACUGUUAUUACAUAAUAUACACAGAUGUUACGAACAUAUAAAGAAUACCGCCUCAAAUAUCACACAUAAGUAUACUGAUAUGCAUACAUGUUAAAUUAUCAAUAGUACGGACAAGUGUAAACGUCUGCAAAAACUAUAUUCAAUUUUAUUAGAAUAGAUAUUGGUAGCCGGUAGAUUUUUGUAUUAAACAUGUACUAAUAUUGCAAAAUAAUAAUUAUUAUGAUGCUCUUUUGAUUUAUUUUAUUGUUGAUUUAAGUUUUAACAAAUUAAAUUUUUUUUAUUUUUGUUGGUACCGAUGACAGACUGGGAACUGCUGUGGUAUUACUUCCGGUCCGUCACCAUCGUUUAUUAAAUAAAUAACACACACAUGCAUAACAAUCGUGAGUAUGUGAUAGGAAUCCCUGCCACAGUGACACUAAUAUCAUUAUAACAAUAAAUAUACUCUAUGCUCUGUAUACAAUAUGCAUAUAUGUAUAUUAUAUAUUUUUCCAGUUACUUUUAGUGACUCCCUUUGUAACUUCUUCAAAAUGAGAUCAAAAUCGGGAAUUAUAAUUGUUUUGUGGGCGGAUUGAAUUGAUACGGGUUGGAUUGAAUUUUAUAAUGAAUUUCACCAUGUUGCUGCAUGUUAUUUUAGCUUUAAACGCUCUUAAACAUCCCCAAAAUGAAGCCAGAGAGAUAAAAUAAUAUAUUACGUGCGGCGUUAGUAUCAAGGUUGUACUUCUUGGGGUUUUUAACUUUCAACCACCAUCCUAUAAUUUAUAUUUAUUUUUUUUUGAAAAUAGUGGGUAUCAGGAUCGCCCGAAGGGGGACAAGACGGAAAUCUCUGUGAAUCUCCCUGUACUUCAAAAUUUCAAAUAUAUUUUUAAGAAUUAAUCAAUAUAAAAUUAUUUUAAUUAUUUUUUUGGUGUAUGGCAGAUAUAUUAUAGUGUAGAUUUGAACAUUGAAGUACAGUAUUGUAUUAUUAUUUAUUAUAGUGUUUAGUUAUUUAUUAUUCAUAUUUUACAAAGAAUAUUUUUAUUAUACAAAAUAGGCAUGUCAAAUAAUGGCAGCUCUGCUGCUCACGGGUUUUUAUUUUUCAACAGAAUUUGCGUAUUUCCCAUAUUAGUCUUAUUUUAUUUGUUUUUUUCCCUAUAUAAUGUUAUUAUCAUUUGUACUGCUCGAUAUUGUACGUGGUGUAAAUAUUGUCCGAGCUUUUAUGUUGACACAGUUACCUACACCGGUUCUUUAACGCGUUCAGUAAGUAUAUAUACCAAAAAAAAAAACUUAUUUGUUUUUUACAGUACUGUUGUUUGUAGUUCUUUGCAGAUGUCGACGACACACGCAGUUACACCAUUCCAUAUCUAUGUGUUUUUAUUCUUUUAUAAAUUCACGCAGACUUCUUUUAUCAUUAAUUCAAUUUUUGAAUAUUGCUAUAACAUAAUAACGUGUUGAUUCGGCUUUAUAUACUGCCACGCGUCUUGCCACUAAUCCGUUAAAUUCGAACGCAUAAUGAUUACACACAUCAAUAAUUAUUGUAGUGAAUACAAAAGAAAAUUUGUACUUGUCUUUCAGCAUACACUUAUCAAUAAAUAUUUGUAAAAUUAAUUAUAAAUAAUUCUAAUAUUUUAAGUGAAUAGGUAUAUUUAAAUUAAACUACAAUAAUAAUCGUAAAGGAAAAAAGACGGGCAUACUUAGUACAAUGGGUGGACAACUCUUGUAGGUGAGAACAUGGGAAGGUAGAAGGGAAAUUUAAUACUUAUCUGUACACAACGAUUAACCAUUGCAAAACUAUUCUGACCGGUGUUCGGUUAAUAGUGUUGCUUUGUCAACCAUGUAUAUAUAUGUCAUAUUAUGGUAAAAUAAAUACAUAUGCAUUAUAUAUUUUCUUUAAUGAUAUUUGUUUACUAUUAUACCUGUUUUCCAGUUUUUCCUACGUUUUUACUCAUUUUUUUCGGUUUUCCUAUUUAUUGGGAAAAUUUCUGAGGAAAUCAAAAAAUUACAUUCUUAAAGUGCCACCCCAGUCAAAGUAACUUUCAGAAAAAGUGCUAUAAUUAAAAACCGGAGUAAAAUUGCUGGUAGAAAACUUGUAAACAGAAAAAAAAAUAAAUAUCAUUGUAAAAUCAAUCUUAAACGAUCGACGAUUUAAUUUGGAAAAUGUAUGGUCUCUUCUAUAACCCUGAGACUCAAGUGUGAGAGAGAAGAUUUAAUUGACAGCUGAAACAAUUGUAUGGAAAAGGAAGUAUUGUUCAGUUUAUAAAAGACGUAAGACUGGGUUGUGCAGGUCAAAUCUGGAGAACAGAUAAGAGUAUAAUGAAAACAGUAUUUGUGAACAACCUAAUAGGAAAAGUAGACCGAAAAACGGCGAUUAGAUGUGGUCAAAAGAAACAUAGUGAAAUUGAAACUAAAUUGACAUGGAGACAUAAACCAAAUGUAUAAUAGGACAAAUUUGAAAAAAAAUGUUAUUGGCUAUUGGUAUCAACGGGACUAUAAUGAUCAAAAAUAAUAAUAAUAAUAACAAUUAAACAAAGAAAUAUCAUACACAAUAACAUUUUCGAAAGUCUUAUGAAUAUGUUUGUGUAAAUUUGAAAAAGAAAUAUAUUCUAAAAAAUUGAUAAUAAACUUUAAUUUUAUUUGAUGAACUAUUUAUAUAUUAUAUUUAUUGUUGAUAAUAAAAAAAAGAAAAAAUUAUUAUUUAAAUUCGUACAAUUUUUUUUAAACUAAUGUUAACUAAAGGCAAAUUCCCAACUAAAGGUAGGUAUUUAUCAGGUACGCUUUUCAAGAGCUUUAUGUAAAAAAAAAAAACCAUAUAUAAAUUUGAUACUUUUUGAUAAUUAUAUACGAUACUGAUUUAUUGGUUUACAAAAAAGCUAUUAUAAGAGAGGAUUGACAAUUUGACAUCUAAUACUUUAGAAGAGAUUGGGUUUCAGUAAACUUUACUUUUUUAAAAUUCUCAAUAUUGCGAAGAAGCUCUUAGUUUAACUAAGGUUUGUAUUUUGUGGAAAAAAACUUUUUUAGGUAGUAAAGUAUUUCAAUUUUUUCACAUCAUAACUUAAAAGAAACAGAUUUUCCGCUGAGAUAUUAGAUUUUAAGAAUUUUUAAACAAUUACAAAUGACAAAACAACGUAGGUUUUACUUUUGUAAACAAAUUAUUUUUAUUAUUUUUGGUCUCCUUAGGCUAUACAAAGAAAAAAGUGCGACUAAUAGUGUAACCAAUAAACCUAACCUUAUAUCAGUUUUUACUAAGCUCCGUUCAGAAUUAUUUUUCGAUUCCAAUGACUUAUCGUUGCUUUCAGUACAUCAACUUUAUUGUCUUAUAUCCUAUACCUUCCAAACUUCCCACAUACAACAGUGGCCUAUCAAUUUGCUACAGUGCGAUGUAAGUUCGGCUUUUAAGUUAUUUAUAAUAAAUCAUAAAAAAUAAACAACAAAUGAAAAAUAACAAAAAAUGCUACCUAUUUUCUCAUAUAUUAUUAUUGAAUAUAAAUUAUAAAAUAUGAUUUUAAAUUACUAAUAUUUUACUAAAUUUUCAUUGAAAAAUGUUUAUAGUAAAUAUUAAAAUGAUAAUAAUAUGAAUGAAAUUGGAAUAAAAAAAGUAUGAAAGAUUUAAAUUUACAUCGUAUAUUUAUAAUUUAUGUAUUUGAUCAGAGACAUUGACUUUUUUUAGAUUCUGAGUGGAGCGAAGACGCUUAUGGUUUUACAAAGAUGUUUAUUUUUUUUUUUAUAUCUGUGCGCAUUUUUUCUACCAGAAUACUUCCUAAGAGCAGCACAAUUUUUGAAACGAAUUUGGUGUGUGAGGUACUUUAAGGAGGUCAUUUUUCGAUUUUCUGAGGAAUUUUCUCUUCAAAUUUGAAAAACUGAAAAAGAACGGCGGAAAAUAUAAGAAAUGUAGGUAUUAGUUAAAAUAAUAUAUUACGAUCUUCUUUUUUUUUUGUUCAAAACUUUUUUACCACCAAUUUUGCUGACGUUUAGAGAAUUUUGAUAACGUCUAGAAAAGGCUGAAGAAAUAAGUACUCCGUGAAAAUGACGGGUCUUAGUUUUUUAUGAUUUUAAUCGAAUUACAAAAAAAAAAAAUUAUUAUCCUACAUUAUUCUUAAUUAUCAAAAAAACUACUAGGAAAAGAGAUUACAUAAACUAGCAAUAUUUUCUUUUGAAAAUAUGUUACACAUCAAUAAAACUUAACAUUGCAGACAGAAAAAUAGAAACUACAUUAUAUAGUCAAACAAAUAUAAGUUCCACACCCAGAAUUUAAACAAAUUGAAUUUACUGAAUAGAACAAAAAUUAUUUGGUUUGUCAGAUGUAUAUGGGACACUGUGCUUUUUUAUAAAGAAUUUUUUUUGGGAGCUAUAAUAAUAUGAACUGUAUAUAAUUUUUAAAAUACGGUUUAUUUGAUUUGAACAUUAUCCUUUUAAAGUGUAUUUUUUUUAUUAUCACGAUUUAUUUUACUUAAUUUGAAUUUUCCUCAUCCGACUUCGUAUGUAAAGUAAAUGCGUUUUUGAAGUAUAUUUACAAAACCGUCGCGCGUUAUAUUGACUCUCCCGUUCGCGCUAUUUGAUUUAUUUACUUUUAUUGUUUCGAAUCGAAGUGCCCGUGCUAUAUUCGAGUUUUACGCAUAAUAUAAUUAUAUUACUUCUAUAUACCUAUUUACAUUAUUAUAUAGAUUUAAAUUCACAUUUCAACUGUCAGUAUAACGUGCAAACACAGUUAUUUACGAAAUUAUUAAAGUAUAUAAUAUAUAGGUAUAAAACGUGGUCGAUGAUAAUAUUAUAUAUAUAGUGGAGUUAAAAUUUGCUACAAUAAACUAUUGCUAACGAGCAAAGUUCAGUUGAUAGUAAUGUUUUGUCAACAAUUUAUAUGUUAUAUUGUGGUAAAAUAAUUAAAUGGGCAUUAUAUAUUUUUUUUAAUAAAAUUUGUUUAGUAUUGUACCGAUUUUCUCGUUUUUUCUAUGUUUUUCCCAGUUUUCCCGUGGUUUUUCCCGGUUUUCACAUUUUUUGGGAAAACUCUUAGGAAAAUUGAAAAACGACCUUAAAGUAAAGGGUUUAUUAAUAAGAGCGAGUCGAUGUUGAAAUGAAAUAAAACAAGCUGUGUCUGAGGUAUUAACGAAAUUAUUUUUUUAUUUGAAAGUUCUACGUAUGCCAAUUAUGUUUGGAAUAUAAUAUCAUUUAAAUGUCUGCCACGGCUUCUCACAGUGGCACGAAUCCGAGUGGUCCAAUUUUUAAUGACUCUGUCGUAUAGAUCCGGUUGAAUUUGAGCGUUGGCCUGGGCCCAUGUUCACUUUAAGGUCAUCUGUCGAUUUCGGCUUAUUGGCGAAGACCUGCGACUUCAGGAAACCUUACAAGAAAAAGUCAAAUGGAAUCAAAUCACACGAUCUUCGUGGACAAUUCACGUCUCCUCGGCGAUAGAGAACCAUACCCUCAAAUUAGUCGUUCAGAAUGUCUAUCGUGGCUUUGGAUAUAUGGUACGUAGUACCAUCCUGCUGAAACCAAAUGUUGUCUACGUCCAUAUUGUUCAUUUUGGGAAAAAAGAAAUCGGUCAUCAUCGUUCUGUAUCGCUCACCAUUGACGGUGAUGGCCUCACCAACGUCGUUUUCAUUAAAAAGUAUGGACCAAUAAUGCCGCUGGCCCAAAAUCCGUACCAAACAGUAACUUUUUGUGGAUACAUUGUUACUUUUUGAACCUUGUAUGGGUUGAUAUUGCCCCAUUUCCGGUAAUUUUGUUUGUUUACAUAGCCAUUCAUCUAAAAAUGCGCUUCGUCACUAAAGAUGAUUUUUCGGCCAAAAUUAGGGUCCUCUUCUAAACGAUCCGAAAUCCAGUCAGCAAACAAUUGGCGUUAUCUAUGAUCAUUAAUUUUAGGCUCCUGGGUCAGUUGGAUCUUGUACGGGUGUAAGCUCUAGUCCCGGCGCAAAAUUCGUCAAGUUGAAGACUGUGAAAGACCGAGUUCUUGUGCACGGUGAGGAAUUGACUGCCUCGGGUUCUCCUGUACACAUUCAUGUACCACGGCGAUAUUAUCGGCCGAUCAGGCGUUUUUUUUGACGUACGGGUGUUAACUGAUCGUUUACCGAACAAGUUGUCUCAAAUUUUGUUACCAAACGUCGGAAUGUGGACUUUUAAGAGUCAUUACGUCGGCCAAAAAUGAACGUAACGAGUGCAAAGUUUGCACUAUCGAACAUUUAUUUUGAUAAUAAAAUUGUAUCAUUUGGACGUGCUGCUCAAUAGUGUAACUUACCAUGAUGAUUUGGCAUUAGUGACUGAAUAAUAAAAAAUAAGAUAGACGUCACCAAAACGAUAAGGCCAUACAACGCAGAUAACAUCGGCCCGCUCCAAUUGGAAAACCUGUUAUUACCCCAAGAAAAUUGACUUUCAGUAAAGGGUCUACAUUGUAUACAUCGGAGUUAGCUUUCUGGUAGAAAAGUGUUCACAUAAAAAAAAAACAAACAUCUUUGUAAAAUCAAUAUAUUCUUCGCUACACUCAGAAUUAAAAAAAAAAAAAAUAAAAAAAAAAAAUAAGAACUGACUCUCCACUCUUCCCUGUUCUCAGCUAACCUCUUCAUUACAGUGUAACUCGAUAGCACCGGAAAUCAUUUGUUUGACAAAUGAAGUUCUUGAACGUCUUUAGCUCCUUUUACCUUCAAUUUUCCCUUCUAUUAUUCUAUAAACUAGUUAAUUUUCGUGCCUCAAUAUAUGAUCAAUCAUCAAUGUCUUGCUUUGAUGGUUUCGAUUAUCUAUCUGCGUUCAUCUAUUCACUGAGUAUACUUUUGUUGGUCUGGUGUUUAACCCUACUCACUCGCAGCAUUCUUAUCCAAUACCACAUUUCAAAGCUUUCGAGAAUUCAUUAUUCUGUUUUAUUUAUUAACCAGGUUUCUCAGCCAUAUACUACCACACUCCAUACAAAUGGAUAUACAUAUGGUUACUUUAUGAAACGAAUCUUCACCUCAAUACUUUGUUGAAUCAUAACAAUUUGUUUUUAUUCACAAGUACUGACUUCGCCUAUGCGAUUCUGGAUCGUAUUUCCAUGACGUAUCUGCUGUCUUAGUUGAUGCAAUGAAAUUACUAAACUUUAAAUAGGUUUUAUAAUUUUAUUGUAUUUUUCACAAAUUCUUAGUCCAAAUGACUAAAUAUUUCGAUCGAUCAUUGAUCAGUAGCAUCCUCAGUAAUUUUCAAUAAUGGGGGGGGGGUUGUGGAUAAUUUCUAGAUAAAUAUGCAGGAGGCUCUCGGUGCACACCUCCUAUUUAUGACAUUUAAUAUUAUUUUGAAGAAUAAAAAUAUAAAAAAAAAAAAAAUAACAAUAGAAUAUUUAAUACACUUUUUUUUUUUUAUAAUAUAAAUUCUAAUNUUGAAGAAUAAAAAUAUAAAAAAAAAAAAAAUAACAAUAGAAUAAUUAAUACACUUUUUUUUUUUUAUAAUAUAAAUUCUAAUUUUUUUGGUUUUUCAUCAGAAUUUGCUUUAGAAAAUAAACACUUAGAUCUUUAGAAAAUAAAAAUGCAUUUUAAAUACUACACAAAAUUUAAUUUAAUUGAUAAAUAAUGUAUCAUUAACCUUUAAUUAUAUUUUUGUGCAUCAAAAACCUUUCAUUUAAUUGCUGAAUAAAUGAAUCAAUAAAUGGGAUGGCUACAGUUAUACGAUAGUAUUUUUCAGGAGUAAGAUCAUCAACACAGGGGUUAGCUUGAUUUUUGUUUAUUUUAAUUACAUGUUUAAAUGAGAUACCUAUGCCAACCACUUCAGAAAUAAACUAGCGAGUAACAACUAUAAAAAAAAUUUAAUAACGAAAAUACAUUUUCAAAAUGGCUCAUACGAGUCGCGACAAUCGCGAAUUUUUGGUAUCAUGAUUCAUCAAAAUUCAAAAUAGUCAUUAGUUAUUACACAACAUAGAUUACAUUUAAAAAAAAAUUGAUUAAAUUGAUUGAUAAGGACAUGUUCCACCAUGAGUUGAUAACCACAUUAACUAAUACACUAUAGACCUUAUACACCUUGACCAGUAACCAUAUAAUAACUGAUAAUGAAAAUCAAUGAGUUAUCAUUUCACUCUAUAUAUAAUCAGUCAAUUAUUAUAAUAGUUUAUCAAUAAUACUUUCGUAUAACAAAUAUAUUUAUAUUGUAAUACUAUAAAUAUAAAUUAUACUAAGAAACGAUGAAUAUUCACAUUCCUUACAAGUAUAAUACGAAUUAAUUUAAAAAAAUAUGGCCAAUGGGAGGGGGGUUGAGCCCCAUGAACUCUCUACCCCUGUGAGUACACCCAUAAUCCUCAAGUUAACUUAUAAAUCAUAAUUCUGUGCACGGUCUAAGGAUAUGAUUUACAUAGGUAUAUUACGAUACGAUACUUGUAUAUUGUCAUAGAUUUGAAUUGUAUAUAUUAAAUGUGUCACUGAAAACAAUUUAAAAAAAUAUAUAUAUGUUUUUGGCGACAGGCGCGACAAUCAUGAAAAUAUAUUAUUAUCAAUAACUCAGUUAAUAUUUUUAUCAGUAUAUGCUCGUAUGCGGGCGUAUAAUACCUACGUAUGGUCUAUUUUUCAAAAAGGCAAGUACGCUACGAUUCACAAAGACGAUUUGGGUACAUUAAUCAAAUGCAUAUAUUUAUAUUUUUUUAAAUGAAAUCAUUAAAACAAUUAUUAUUUUCUAAUAGUAAUUAUUAUUAAUAUACGGGUUCGUGUUGAUGUAUAAAUCGUAGCAUUAACGUAGGUUUAAGAAUAUGUUCCCUAUAGGUACCUAGAAAUACGUGUCCUUCAUAAAAUUGAAGUUUUUAUUUAAAAAUAUAUACGUAGUCUUAUGUAUUGUAAUAAACUGUUUUUAAAUAAUACAUUUGAUAAUUUUCGAGUUUAUUGCUGAAUCGGAAAAUUAUAUUGACAAACGAAUUAAUACGAAUUAAAAAACUACUUGAAACUUAAGAGGGCGCAUGUAUGUCCAAAUAAUAUUGAUAAUCAAUUAUUAAUGUACAAAAUGAUUAAAUAUUAAUAAUAUUGAGACCGUAGUAGUUUUCUGCAAUAUUGAUGAGGUAUGCUUAUUAUAAGCUAAUAAUUAUUUUAUUUAUUUUUUUUAUUUACAUUUUUUUUUGCAAUUCAUAAAAAGAUUUAUGAGAUGCUUAACAUAAUCAACAGUACCCGUGUAGUAUAUAACGUAUAUUAUUUAGUGACAAUAAUUUGUAGCGUACAUAACAAAAUUUAUAUAGGUUAAGAUAAAAACGGUUCUUAUAGGUUUUAAUCAAAGAUCUAGCAUGGUAAUAAUUAAUUGUAUUAAUAAAUUAUAAUUUGUGAGAAUAAAAGUACGCAUUUUCAUAUUUUGAUAUUAUGUUUAUACGAGUGUAAAAUGGUACUAAAAUUAUUAUCAGCAAGGAGUUUUAUUAUAAUUAACAAUGGACGCAUUGACCUAUGUGGUAAUUAUAAUAAAUCAAUAUAACUGUAUAUUAUAUUACAUAAUAUAAGUAAAUAUAAUAUUUAAAUAGUGAUUAUCUUGAUGAAUACUAAAUAUCUUUUUUAUUUUUGAAAUUUCCAAUUUGUUGACACUCUUUUUAAACAGGUUUUAAACGAUACAUAAAAUAUCCUUGUUGGAUGCUUAUCCUCUAUAUCCUCUAUUUUUUAAAAAAUUUCUUAAAUAUAAUUUAAUGAAUACAAAUUUUACUUUUUGUCAAAUUUUAAUAUACAAAAUGACGUGAGAUUUUUAAUAGAAAAAUUACAACGAUUUCAUUAAUUCUGUAUUGAAAGGGGCGGACCUAAAUCGACCUUUUGGUUUUCACCCAAAUGACCUUUUUUUACCUAAAUUCAAAAAAGAAUGAUUAAGUUUUCAUCAAAAGUAAUAUUAUACAUUGUAAACGAAAAAUAUAUUUUGGUUACCACUAUCCACGAGUUGUAAACAAUAGUUCAGCUUGUGUAGGAAACUCCAGAUUCUAAAUCAAAUUAGGUAUACAUCGUUAUCUCGCCGAUUAGUUAGAUAAGUUACAAUCGGAAAUUACGCUGAAUUAUUGAAGCUCAUUUAGCUUUAGAAAAUACAGUUGUAAUACGUUGUAAAGGCGAACAAUUUUUAGUUCUUAUUGAUAAAAUAAAAAUAUUUUCAUUUUUUUAUGUGAUACAAAUUUAAAUAAUAUUGUGCGUAGUUGAUUUAAUUUACGUUUAUGAAACAUUUAAAUGCUUUACUACACAGGUAUAAAUAACACUUUUAAUAAAAAAAAUACAGCGGUAACCAAAAUGUUUUUAUCGUUUAUGAUGAACAAUAUUACUUUGGGCAAAACCAAAUCAUUCUUUUUUGAGUUUGGGUAAAAAAGGUCAUUUGGGCGAAAACUAAAAAUCGAUUUUGAAUGAAAACAUGUACUCCCAUUGGAAGAGUAUUAAAUAUUUAUAAUGAGGUUAAGAAAAAUAAGUUCAAAAACAUCUUGAGUGUAUAGAUAGAUUUUAAAAAUAUUAUUCUAUAGGUACCUAUCAAUAUUUCUUAGAAAAUAAUAAAAAGUGUUUAAUCUAUGACAUCUCACCACGUAUUACAAUCUCUUAUUAUAUCAGUUAAGUCCUUGUGUAAAAAAAUAGUAAAAAUGUAUUGUUUAAAACUUAACCUAACCUAAAUUAAGUGAAACAAAUUAUUAUAAAUUUUUAUAAUUUUGGACAAUUUAUGAAAACAAUGAAAUAUCAGUUAAUAAUAGCCUACCAUUUAAUAUGCUUAUCAUUGAUGUUACGUAUUCAUACUGUAAUAAGCGGUUAAACAUACGAUUAAGUUAUUAUAUUGAUUGUAAAUGAUGAUUUAUGGUUAGAAAAUAGAUUUCGACAUAAGAUGUUGAGUUGUGAAAUCAAUUUCAUAGAGAUUAUUAUUUAAUGUGCUAUAUAUGUAUCUAUACGUACCUAUUUGUAUUGUUUAUAACGAUAAUACUGUUUAUUUUGUUUAGAGUUUCGAGGUACUAGUGGUUAUAGGUUACCUGUUUAAAAAUUUCAAGUCAAAGAUACCUAUUACCCCGCUUAUUACAUUAUUACUUUAGUAUCCACUGUUUGUGUGUAAGUGUAAUACCUAUUUAAAUUAAAAUAUGAACGAAACACAUAAGACAUAAUUGAGGCAUAUUAUUACCAGUAUACCCAAUAUUAGUGAUCUGAAAGUGGUAUAGUGAUGCGAAGGAAUUGUACACUCUAUAGUUCCGGAUAUUCUAAUUAUUACAAUUUAAAACGCUUCUAUGCAUUUACAAUUCUUUGGAUGUAUAUAUAAAGCUCAUCAUUAUAACUAUGUUACCUAAUAAAUAUUAGGUAAGUAUUACCUUCUAUUACGAGUCUAUUAUUAUUGUAUACCUAUAUUGAUUUUGUUGGUAAUAAUCAUUUUUGGGUACCAAUUCUUUUUUUUUUUGUAUUGUUUUAUUAUUUAUAUCUGUUGAUCAGUUAUUUUAUUUAUUUAUUUUAUUAUUAUUUUUACACGCUAUACGAAUAAAUAAAUUUUAAUUUUGUUGUUAAAAUAUAGGCAUUGGACGGAGUCGACAACCACAAAAACUGUCCAAAGUUCGCGAGCUUCAAUUACAUCAACUCAAUUAUUGGUAGCGGUGUUAUCGGUAAGUUGGGCAAUACUUAACUUUUCAUUAUAAUUUAACCGAGAAGCAUUGAAAACUUGAUAAGGACAAUAAUUCUGUAAAACCACAAUCAGCUUACCAUAACCAUAACCAUUAUUAAACUAUAAUGGGUGUAUACUUAUAAUAUUUUAAUUUCUUGAUACUUUGCACAGCAAUCACAACAAAUCGUUUUUUUAAGAAGCCGGGUAGUUGCGUUAUCCUUUUUGAGUAUUAAUAUUUAUUUAUAUGAGUAUUAUUGUUAAAAUAAUAAAAUAUUUUUUCAGUACUGUUGUUAAAAAAAAAAUAUAUAUAUUUUUAACGAUAAUAUUAAAGACAUUUAAUUAGUGAAAUUUAUUAUAACACAUUAUGGUAUCCACCAAUUUUGAGCAAUUUCCGUAAUUAAAAAAAGUUGUCCAAUGAUAAUGGGGAUGGAUGCAACCGCUGUUGUAGGUGGGAAAUUAGGAAGGUAGGAUAUAGAUGGGAAUUUAAUAUAUAUCUGUGGGAAAUGAUAUUGCUAACGAAAAAACGAUUCUGAACGCAGUUCAGUAGAUAGUGAUGCUUUGUCAACAAUGUAUAUGUCAUAAUAUGGUAAAAUAAUUAAAUAGGCUUUAUAUAUUUUCUUUAAUAAUAUUUAUUUAAUAUUAUUCUGAUUUUUCCAUUUUUCCUGCGUUUUCCCCGUGUUUUUUUCCCGGUUUUUCACAUUCACUGAGAAAAGUCUUGGGAAAAUUGUAAAAUGAUAUCUUCAAAGUACCUUCCCAGUUAGAUUUUCUUUUUGGAAAAGAUCUACAUCGUAAACAUCUGAGUAAAUUUUCUGGUAGAAAAAAUAUUCGUGUAAAAAAAAAUUAUCAUUUAUCAUUAUUAUAAUUAUCAUUAUUUGUAAAACCAAUACAUUCCUCGCUCCAAUCAGAAUCUAAACUUUAAAAGUUCAGAAAUAUGUGUAUGUGGUAUUAUUACACCCAGUGAUACUGUAUGGAUCAGAAACUUGGCUUUUCAGAAAAACGGAAGAAAUAAGGCUGGGUGUUUUUAAUAGGAAAAUAUAUAAGAAAAAACUCGAGGUCCUUUUUUAACACAUUCUAGCAUUGCAAAAGGAAUCUCUAUUAGAAGACUGAAGUGAACUGGAUAUGCUUGGAGGAAACCGGGUUUAAUAAUUAGGACCGUAAUAAAAAAUAACCUGUAUGUAGGUAACCGAACUUUAGGAAGACCCCGUCUAAGAUUGGAAGACUGUGUGACCAGAGAUAUAAGAGUGGUGAAAUCUAAGCACAAUGGAGAGAAGCGACAAAGAACAUAUAUACGUGGAGAGCAGGUUUUAAAGGUCAUUUCCCAAAAAAAAAAAAAAUACAAAUUUUUGGCUAUACUAGGUUAUUGAAUUGAGUUUAGUAUAAUUUUAUUAUAUUUGAAAAAUAUUUUUAAUGCGGAAGUUAAUACUUUAUAAUAUAUACCUGCUCUUAAAAAAUGAUUUCAAAGUAUAAUAAUAUAAUCGUCCUGUGAAUUGGAUUUAUAAUUUUAAAUAAUUUAUUUUUUACUCCAAAGCUUAAUUAUAGCAAAUUCUCAUGUAUAGGUAUAAUUAUAUACUAGAUAAAUUCUCUUAAAUUUAUCUGUUACAGAUAUGACUUAGCUCAAAUUUUAUUAUCUAUAGAUAAUAUUUUAAUAUUUGGUGUAAUAAAUCACGCUUCGUGAUAUUAACACACAUUUUUAUUUUAAACGUCAUUGAUCAUUGAUAAAACAAUAGUAAAAUGUUGUUUAGAACAAAUUACGAACAAAAUAAUUCAUGGUUAACUAUAAAUUAAAUUGUUGUUUUCGAUUUAUCGAAAACCCAAUUAAAAAAUCUAAAUCGGAUUGUUGCAGAGUUUAGGUAUCUACCUAUUCACUAAUUUAACAAAAUCAAAUUAAUUUACUGGUGAAAAAAAAAAUGUUUAAAUCAAAUUUUAAAAUAAUUUUAAAAAGUUUUCAAUACGAAGAAGUGUUUUUAAUUAUUAUAAUAAUAUUUAUUAUAAUACUUUAAGUUACAAUAAUUAUUCAUUUUGAUGUUUUAUAUUCUGAGUGUAGUCAGAAAUGCGUAAAUUGGUUUAACUAUUGAUUACCUAUAAAUUUAAAUACUUGAUUUAAUUAAUUUAAUUUAAUCGAUGAUUUAACCAAUAAUGUGUGAUGUUUAAAAAACAUUUUUAUUCUACGUUUAACAUUUUUCCACUGAGAAUUUUGAUUCAAUCAUCAUUAAUCUUAGGUUGUUUCUGGCAGACAAUUUUGUUUAGUCGGAACAUUGGGACGGACAUUUGUUUUAUUUUCUCUAAGAUGUUCUUAAUGAUUAAAAAAUAAUUUAAAAACCGUGCUGAUCUGAAGUUUUCAUAGAAUACUUAUAAAAGCAUUUUCUUGACGUGAUAAAGUGUUUAAUUCAAUCGAUUUUUGAAGUAUUUAUAGGAAUAUGAUAUUAUGUGCGAGGUUGUUUUUUAUGUUUGCUGUAAUUACGAAUUUUUUAUAGUUAAUUUCUAUCAGCGUUUUAAGUUCAAAGUUAAGUUGAAAUUCGUUAAACAAAAAACAAUCGAUUUUUUUUGCGAUUUAAAAUAAAUACAAUUUUUCGUAUGAAUUGAUCAAUACUGCAUGUUAAGCGAACUUCGGUCAGAAUUGUUUUCGUUUUCACUAUUUGUUGUUUCAUACGGAUAUCAAUUAAAUUAUCUUAUAUUAUAUAUCCUGUACCUUUCCGACUUUUGUUCUUUUAAAUUUAUUAAUAAAAGUGUAGGCAAUUUUUUUUUUCUACGUAUUAUUAAUAUUUUGUUUCCGAGCAUAAUCGCAUUUCAAUAUAUUGCCAGUCCGUAUAAUAUUAUUGUUAAUUAAUAAUAAUUAAUUACCUAGCACUCUGUCCUAGUGUAAAAAAUAUAUAAUUAAGACUUUAGUUGCCACUAUUUAAAAUAUGUAAGAUUAAAUUGACAAAAAAAAUAUUCGCAUAUCUAUAGUCGAUAAAAAUACAAGUACAUACACUUAAAUAGAAGACGCAUUAAAAUACUAGGUAUAUAUUAAAUUAUUUUUUAACUAAACUUUCACGUCUUCGAUAAGACUAUAAUACGUAGGUAUUGGUAUAUAAUAUUUACCUUUGAAUUUGCGUGAUUACAUAAUAUUACUUAUAUAUACUCGUAUACGAGUAAAUAAAGUAUAUGAUGUCGUCAUAUUUUAUUACAAAUAUUCCAUAUAUUCAUAAUAGUUAUGUUUAAAAACAAUUAUAAAAACUAUUUGUCGUAAACGUUUUUAAAAUUAUUUAAAAUGAUUAAAACGAUAUAAAAUCUGGGUGAAUACUGGGUUAAAGGUGAAUACUGUUUUUUUUUUUUUUUUUUUUUUAAUUUUUUCUACUUGCCUCAUCAAAUAUACAUAUAAAAAAGGUACGGACAAUGGACAUACUUCGCACGAUGGGUAGGCCACUGUUGUAAGUGAGAAGUUGGGAAGGAAGAGAGAACAUUUAAUGUACAUCUGUACGCAACGAUAAACCGUUGCUACCGAAAAACGAUUCUGAGUGGAGUUCAGUUGGUAGUGUUGCUUUGUGAUAUUUACAAAUUAGGUCGUAAUAAAUUUACGAAUUUUAUCAACAUUUGUAUAUAAAAUAAAAAUACUACAUAAAAAUCAAUUUUUUUUUUUUUUUUUUGGACCACAAACUAUGAUUAAUGAUGAAUUGCCCGUUAAAUUUUCUAGCAAUUCUGUUUGGUUUAUCUGUUUUUUCUGUUUUAUCCUACUGAACAAAAAUUACGUACAAAAAACCCGUAAAAUUAAAAUAUCUAUAAAUAGCUUAAAAAUAUCUAUAGUGUUUUAUCACGUCUAGAAAAGGCAAAUAUAAAUUUUCCGUUCGAACUUCAAGUCUUCAAGUUUUAACUGAACCAAAGAAAAAACCAAAAACAACAAAUUUAUAACAUGAUACAGUUCGUAAAUUUUAUGUUUUUCAUACGUUUAUUCCAUUUAUUGGGUAAACUCCUGGAAAAUUAACGAUUUUCUUAAAGUAUCACCUCACUUAGAUUUUCUCUCAAAAAAAGUGCUAUACUUGAAUAUUGGGGCAAAAUUUCUGGUACAAAAGUUGUCAACAGAAAAACAAAUAAUUGUUUCAUUAUUGUAAAAUCAAUAGUUACAUUCUUUGCUCCGCUCAGAAUCCGAAAGAUACAGACAUACAUUGUACGACUUUACACAUUUAGGUAUAUUUAUUUAUUCAAUACUUUUUAGAAAACAUGAUAUUAUGUUAUAUUUUUCAUAUACUUGUAGUUUUUUUUUUGUUUGUCUAAUUACUUUCUUUAAUCUGUGAAUUUAAUUACACGCCCAAUCAGAUCACGGUAUGUCUAUAUUUUGUUUAAAAAGAGACGAACAUACUUCAUACAAUGAAUGGACCAUUGUUGCAGGUGAAAAGUUGAGAAGGUAGGAUAUAUAGGGGAAUAUAAUGUACAUCAGUAUACCACGAUGUACGCAACGAUUAAUCAUUCAUAACGAAAAACGAUUCUGAGUGGAAUGCGGUUAUACAUGUUUUAAAGGGCCGUAAUAUUUACGGUUUGAAAAUAAUACAUUUCGUAAUUUUUCCCGUUUUUCUUAAGUUUUUUUUCUAGUUUUCCCCAUUUAUUACGAAAAAUUAAAAAAUGACUUUCUUAAAGGACCCCUCCAGUCAAUUUCCCAUUCAGAGAAGAUGAACAUGAUACACUUGAACAUCAGAGCAAAAUUUCUGGUAGAAAAGUUGUUCAAAAAAAAAAAAAAAAUGUAAAAUUAAUUCAUUCCUCGUUCCGCUUAGAAACUAAAAAUACAAUAUAAUAAUAUUAAUGUCACAACAUAUUGCAUUCGGUUACAAAUUACAAUUUACAUUGGGUACCCUUUCUCUAUAUACCUUAUAGAAAAAAAAGUACACAAUUAAGCAUUUAACAGUUAAAAUACAAAUUCAAACGACGAAUUAAUAGUUAGUAAUAAACGAAUAAAUAAUACGUAAUCUACCUAUUACAAUACAUCAGUACAUUACAAUACGUAAUUUGUUUAUAGUUCUACGCCUUGAAACGGUAGUAAAAUUGUUGAAAAAUACAAAUGAUAGAAUAUAAUGGGUACGGUAUUGGUAAAAUAAUUGAACUGGUGUGCACUCAAAUCUAAUUUUAACAGUAAUCCAAUGCGUGUGUAGUGUGUCCAAUGUACGUAUAAUUCAAUACACCUUUUGUGUUUCCAAUUUAAAUCGAUAGCAUUGGGAGAAUACAGUAUAAUGAACCUAUGUUUUAUUGUUACAUAAAAGCUAGGUAAUAGUAGUUAUACUAAUUUACUAGUUAAUAGAGGGACAUGCUGAAAUUUUAAUUUUUACGUUUUUCAUAGUCCACGCGUGCGUCCGCAUUCUCGCCAAAUUAUACACACUAAAUUAAUUUUAUGUUGUUCUCCUUAUUAUAUACUAUUAUUUGCAUAGAACUGCGUUUAACAUAAACGAAUUGCAGUCUAAUCUAAAUUGAAUGUUGUCAAAAUAAUAGUGUUUAAAUUUUAGCCUAUAGUAGUAUAGAUUCUAAAAAAAAAAAAAAAAAGGUUAUAUCGGAGACUGAUGAAGCCGACGUUACAGGUGGAUAAUUGGCAAGGUGGGAUACAUAGAGUUAUUUAAUUUAUAUCUGUAACCAACGACAGACCAUUGCCAAUAAAAAACGAUUCGGAGCGAAGUUCAGUUAUAUCUACAUGUUUUGAAUGACCGUAAUUACGAUUUUCAACAAAAUUUGAUUUUAAAACUCUUAUAAAAAAAAAAAAAUAAAAAAAAUACUACGUUACACUCAACUACAUUUUCCGACCACUAAGUACGACUUACUUUUGUUAGAUUAAUAAUUUUAUUUACAGAGGUACUCCAAAUUAAAAUUACAUAAAAAAUCUCAAAAUUAAAAUAUCUAUUUAUAGCUCAUAAAUGGCUCAAAUAUUUUGAAAAUUUGACCACGCCUGGAAAAAGGAAUAUAUAAUAAAGAUAAAUAAUAUAAUAAAGGAAUAAAAGCAAAUAUAGUUUUGCUUUUAAAAUUUUAAGUCUACGAAUAUUUCAACUGGAUGGCAUUGAACAAAUUUAAUUUAAAAUAAUAAAAUAAUAAUUUUCGUAAAUUUUCCGGUACUUUUUACGUAUUUUUUAGUUUUGCUCAAUUAUUUAAAAUUUUUAAUCCUGUAAAUAUUAUAACUUACCAUUAUAACAUUAUUCUGUUUCAGGUAUACCGUACGCGUUCAAUUUGGCCGGCGUCGGAUUAGGAAUAAUAUUAUUGGCAUUGGUCGCGAUAGUCACCGAUUACUCGUUGGUGAUCAUGUUGAAGAGCGCGCACAUAUGCGGUAGUUUUUCGUAUCAAUCGUUAAUGAAAUCCGCUUUUGGUCGAUAUGGGUUCGUCGUGUUAUCGUUCCUACAAUUUACUUAUCCUUUUAUCGGUAAGUCUAUGAACGAAUAUUAUAAUAAUAUAAAAGGGCAUUUACGUCAAAGUACAAUAAACGCAACUAUGUAUAUAUUAUGGUGCCAAUACGUUAUUAUUGUUGUACAUUCAUAAAUUAAUUACAAAAUGAUCUUUAUUUGAUACACGAAAAAAACAACCAACCAAUUUUAUGAAAUUCCUAAAUAAUACAUUUGUAGAAUAUAAUAAUAUGAAAAACAAUUUUGAGCGAACUUUGGUUGAACACGUAUUGAUAAACUUCAAUCGAAAAUCGUUUUGUUUGCAACUAUAAAAUAAAUCACAAUUCUCUGUGUUUUUCAUCUCAAAUUUUAGUGUUUUCAUCAAACCAAAAUAGUUUUAUCCACAUACAUCAGAAAAUAUCUAUUUAUUCACUAUUUAUUUAAAUCUUAGACGCUUAUUAAAAUAAACAUCAACUAUAGAUUUUCUGUUUUAGAUUGGGAGCGUAGGGGGGGGGAUCUAUUGGUUUAACUAUGAUGUGUACUUUUUUUAUUUUUUUACAGUGUGUAAACAACAUUUCGAGAAGAAAUCUUUCUCCGAUCUAUAAAAAAGGAAAUUUCCUUUAUUUAUUACAUUAAUGAGGUAAUUUUUUGAUUUUCCUAGGGGGUUUUCAAAAUAAUUUAGAAAAACCAAAAAGAAAAUUAUAAAUUAAACGGCAAAUAUUUACAGCGCCCCGCGAUGUUACUAUUUCAUUGUUUUCAAUUUUUGUUCACGAUGAUCUCUACCAGAAAUGUUGCUCCAAUCGAAAAAUGACAAGAGACCUAUUCUGAUUAAUUUUUUAUCCAGUUUGUGAGUAAUAAUAACUCAGCUCUUUAAAAUAAUAAUUCACCUCUUUUUUUUUAUAGUGCUAUGAGAAUUAUUUCUGAUGAAUCUAUAUCAAAUUUUCGAGCAUUUUUAAGUUGUAAAACAAAUUUUAAAAUCUUCACAAGUCCAAGUAAAAACUUGGAAAAUUAAAAAGUUUUAAAUUUCUAAAAUAUCCUUAGAGUUGUCAGAACUAUGUAAAUAGUAUUAGGUACUACGUACAAUUUUUCGCUAUUUUAAGAUGACAUGUAUUGGAUUGUCAUUUUUUAAUUUUCCGUAAUGUACUGAUUUCACGGAGAACAAUGGGGAAAACUAACGACAAAGCAUAUAUAGAUAUACUGCAUCAACGUUUUUAAUUAAAUUAAUCGGGAUUCCUUAUCUAUUUUGUCAUUUCCGGAUAAUAAAAUAUUUUUAUUCGGCCUGGCAAGUUUUUAAUAACAUCCACCAAUUUAUUGAUGUUCGGUACCGUAUAAUGACAGAUCUAGAGGAGAAUAGAAAAUGUCCUCGUUUUAAAAACGACUGCAUUUAUGUUAAUAUUUUUAGAAAACGUUAGACAUAUAUAUUAUAUUAUUUACAUCAAUUGUUGUUUAACAUUUGUACAAACAUUAAAUUGCAAUAAUACCCAUGCAUGUUUUUUUUGAUUAUACGAAUAAAAUAUGACACAUACUAUGCAUAUAAUAUUAUAUAGGUUCAAAUAAAAAUAUAAAAAUGAACUAUUUAUAAGCAACACAAUCUAAUCAAGUACUUCAUAAGAGCUUUUUUGUAGUAUUUUGUAUAUAACUCAUGAGUAGGUGAUUCGUUUUUAGAUUUUUUUUACUAGUUUUUUAAUAAUUGAGAAAAACCGGAAAGUUACGAAAAAUGAUAACUAAAAAUGUACGGAGCAGUCCUUUGUUUUAAAUUUGUACGGUUUAUGUUUUCCUACAAAAAUAUUGCUCCAAAAUAAGAGAUUUUUUUUGGUGAAUGUUUAAUUUGGUUGAGGACUAUGAAAGUUAUUUUUGGUUAUUUUUUUUAAUCAUUUCGUAAAACCGAAAAAUACUUAGAAUGUACAGGAAAAUGUAUGAAAACAAUUCUUUUAUUAUUUUGAAUUUUGUUUUUUCAAUGUAAUUUAGUUUAAAAUAUUCGUAGACUUGACAUUUUUAUAGACAAUUUAUAUUUGCUUUUUUAGAUGAGGUAAAAUGUUCAAAACAUUUGAGCUAUUUUUAUGGGAUAGGUACCUCCUUGUGAGUAUAAUUGUUUGACUAAUCAGAAAUACUUGAAAAUUUGAUAAAAGUUUCAAUACUAGUCGUAACUAGUGGUUAAAAAAAAAAAAAUUGAGGAAUGAAAUAUUUUUUUUUUGUAUAAGUUUUAAAAUCAAAUUUUGACGAAAAUCAUAAAUAUUACAAUUUUUCAAAAUAUGUGUAACCAAAGUUCGUUUCGUAUCGUUUUUCGUUAGCUAUGGUUUAUCAUUAGUUACAGGUAUAAAUUGAAUAACUUUCUACACCCUAUCAUCCCAACUACCCACCUAUAAUAGUGGCUGUACUCGUCCCCGGUAUCGGUUAUAUUUUACUCUUACUCUACUUACAUAAAUACCUUCCUUAAAUGACAAAUUGAUACUUAAAUUUCAAUCCCCCUCAUUAAUUAUAGAUUUAAAUAGAGAAUAUUACCGGUUAUGGGGUAUGGUGGAGAAUAGUUUAACCACUUCUUUACUAUUAUGUUUUUUUUUUGUUUUUUUCUUAUAAUGUUUAUAACUACUGACUACCUCGAGAAAAUAUUUUAUCUUUUUAUUAACACCACUACUCAUACUAAAUACUACUAAAUCCUACUAUUUUACUGCUAUAAGUAUUUUACAAAAAGUCAAAACAUUUUUUAUGAAUAAUUUCCUGUGCAUUUAAGAGGUGAAUAUUCAGUAUUAAACUGUGCUUCGAAGAAUUAAAAUCAUGAUUUUAGAUAUAAAAUGAUAGAUAUAUUCGUUUUAUUGGUCUUCUUCUGGUCUUCCACUAAUUUCCAAAAGUUUUUGUCGCAAUCACUAAAUCACAAUAUUUUUCUUCGGCUGCAUUUUUAUAGGUUCCAGUUUUACGCUACAGUGGCUUUGUCUUCCAGAUAUUUUUCUACUGCAGUGAUCCACAAGGUGGGGUUCCUUCAAGUUUCCACUCCAAUUAUAUUAGCCUAAUUGCUUGGAGCCUCACUUCGUCCUAUUAUACAAUCCAAUCAAAAUCGUGGUUAUAAAAGUUUAAAAUUUAGAUUAGAGGAGCAGGCAAGGUCAAUAAACUUCGCUUAUCCAUUUUUAGACGAUAGUAAAUAAAUUACUACUUUUCCAGUCUAAAUAUAUAAUAUUUGUAUGGCAACAACAUUUACACAGUAACAUUAAAUGUUGUAAAUAAAAUUAUAGCUGAGACUAAUAAUAUUACAUUGCUGUAUAUUAUACAGUGAUAUUUAAAUCAUAUUUCUUUCUCCAGGGACUAUAUCCAAUUAAUGGCUUCCUUUGUUACUUUAUUGAUACCAUUAAUGGCCAGCGCAAACCUUCUCCUCGGACAUUCGUCUGUAAUUAUGCUUCAUGGUCUGAUUAUCGUUCGCAUAAUCAUAUUCCGGGCUGUCUUUUAAUUUCUCCUUUUACGUAAGAACAUUUUCCUUCAAAGUAUUUGAUAAUUUCGUUUGGAACAGAACGUACAUAAAGAGAAUUAUGAGAAUUAAAUUUUUCAUGGAUAAUGUGAAGUACAAUUACAAUCUUUAAAGAUCGAGUUGUGUGGUGUUUUCCUGAAUUUUGAGUCGUUUAUCCGAUCGUAGCAGUUGUUCGGCCGCCGACGCCUCAAUAGUUUCGACGGUGAACGUGUUUAUUGAUCGACCACUUCUUACCUCAUCUUUAAGACUUUCUUGACCUGAAUUAAAUUAUGUAUACCAAACCGAUAUACUUUUUCGAGACAUUACGUAAAGUAUAUAAACUCUAUUAUUUUUCAAUUAAUUUUAGUCGGAGAAACAUUUUGAAAACUAAAAAAGUGAAUAACAGCGCGGGCUUCUUUCUUUGUACUAACUAAAUAUUGGUUUUCCAAGUUUUUUAUUAUGUAGCUGAUGAAAUACUCAAGUAAAAUACUUAUAGAAUACGUAGUUUAUACCUAAUUUAUCAAUGUUGAAAAUUUCCUGCUGAUAUAGUAUACAAUUUUUACCUUAUUUAUCGGAUAUCCUACAUAUUAUUUCCACUUCUUCCAUGCCUGGUUCUAAUUAUGUUAAGGAUUGUUCAUUCCUUACGUAGGAGUUUAACUCUUUUAACUCUUUGUGUGGGAUUCUUAAUCAGCUCCUUACAUAAUACCGUUGUACAUGACCACUUCUCUUACCAUUCUUUCGCAUUACAUAAUUGUAACUGCGAUAGUUCUCUGGUCUUGAUUCAUGGCGGAUUAUUUGACUUUAAUCUUACCACUGGUGCAUUUUCCAGCUGCUUAUUGAGGGUUAAGUUCUGGUAGGUAUCAUACUUAAUAAAUAAUGGUAAAAAAGACUGACAUAUUUCGCACAUGGGCCACUGUUGUAGGUGAGAAGUUGGGAAGGUAAUAAAGGGGAAAUUUAAUGUCCAUUUGGAAGCAACCAUUGCUAACGAAAGAACGAUUCUGAAUGGAGUUCUAUUAACAGUGUUGCUUUGUCAACAAUACAUAUGUCAUAUUAUGAUAAAAUGAUUACAUACCUAUGCAUGAAACAUUUUCUUUAAUAAUAUUUGUUUAAUAUUGUACCUUAUUUCCCGUUUUUCCUACAUUUUUCCCGGAUUUUCCAUGUUUUCCCUCGGUUUUCCCCUUUAUUAGAAAAACUCUUAGGAAAAUCAAAAAAUGACCUCUUUAAAGUUUCUUUCCAGCCAGAUUUUAUUUUAUAAAAGGUGCUAUCAUUGUAAACCGGAGUGAAAUAGAAAAGUUGUUCACAGAAAAAAAUAAAAUAAAUAAACAUCAUUAUAAAACCAAUACAUUACUUGCUCAACUUAGAAUAUAAAAUGUUUAAAUGCUCAACUGUAAUGACUUAACCUGAUAAACCAUAUAUCUACUUUAUGCAUAUAAAGUGUUUAGAAAGUUAUUCUAUAUUACAAUAUCUGAUUAAAUGGGGGGGGGGAUUAUUUAAAAACCAAAAGUAUAUAUUAUAUACUCAUUUAAGACUAUAAGGAUUAGGGAUGACAUUUUUAAAUUGUGGAUAAAAUAGAGCUAAACUGAUAAUGAUUGAAGCAGAAAUCCCUAGGGAAAAUCGCUGUUUCGUAUUAACGAAUCACUUUGUAUACCUACACUAAUCGUAGGGUGUAACAUAAAUAUUAAAAUAUCAUACAACAUAUACGAUUAAUAAUUUUUUUUUGCAGCGAUGGUAAGCUACAACAUAAUCGUAGGGGACACGGCCACAAAGGUCUUGAUCCGACUAUUCGCUUUACCACACGACUCAAUAUUCGCCCAACGGUAUUUUGUCAUAGCGAUGGCCACGAUUUUCAUCACCGCCCCUUUGUGCAUGUUGAGGAACGUAGCGAGACUAGCCAAAGCGUCCGUUCUAUCUUUCAUCAUGGUACUGGUCAUCUUCGUUACUAUAGUCAUUAGAUACGAAUCUCUAAGUGACGUCAUGUAAGCCGUCUCACUAAAAAUUGUAUCAGUAGGUACACUUACCGAACGUCUAUACACGAUUAUUAAAACAUCGAAAAAUCCCCGUCCCGCAUUUUUAUUUUCGCAGGUCCUCGGUAUACAAAGCGGACAACAAAAGCACCUGGGAUUUCGCUCGACCGGACGCAGUUCAAGCAAUGGGCAUAAUGUCUUUUGGUAAGACUUAUUAUUUUGUCUGCAUUAGGCACUGAAUUAUUAUACAUUAGCUUAUACUAUUAAUUAUCAUAAAGUAACUAAAAAUAACUUUAACAUUUUGUUUAUAACUUAAUUUCAUAUAGAAAUGUGCGUAGCCCGUUAGAAAAAGAAGAAUGAAAAACCGUUUCGAUAGUUAUUACUCACUGAUUACCCAGCAAUCAGUUUUUCUGAUCUCAUUUUCUGGAAAUGUUCGUAUAUUAAAUGAAUUAGAUCAAAAUCCAGUAACUUGUCAUUAUUAAAAUGUAUAACCUUUAUUGAUGGUCUUUGUAGUCGUAGAUAUAGAUAGUCGCACCUAUUGUAUACAUUUAAGUUAUUAUCGUAAUAAAAUAACAAUCAAUAAUUUUAAAACAAAAAAUUUGAUUGUGCUCAUGAGUAGGCCACUGUAGUACGUGUAUAAUCGUAAAGGUGUAAUAAAUCAUUGCAAAUGAAAAAAUGAUUCUGAACAGAGUAGUGUAUUUUCUUUUCUUACCAAGAUAACCCAGAAAUCGAUAAAAAUCAAACAAAAAAAAAGGAUCUAUGGGGUGAACUGCUGAACAUUUCGAUAAAUAUUUCAAAUAAAGUAUCAUCAGGCAAAAUUCCGAAUCUUUUAAGCCACCUACUUAUAAUAUAAAAAAAUAUAAGACCUUUUAUACUAACCGCAAAACACAAAAAUCUUUGUAAAACUAAUAGCUUUUUCAUUAUACCCAGAAUCUAAAAUACAAUUGUUAAAAUAAUAAUACAUUUUUUGGAAAUUGUAAUUAUUAAUUUUUAAUUUAAAAAUAUAGUUUUAAGUAAAUUAUUUUGUUUAUUCAUUAUGUAGGUUUUAUGUGCCAACACAACGUGUUCUUACUGUACGAUUCCAUAGAAGGAGUUAGUCAAACCGUUUGGAACAAUGUAACGCAUUUUGCAGUCACUGUAUCUUUCUUGUUAAUGGUUGGAUUUGGAUUGGUUGGAUACGCUACAUUCGGUAAUCUCACACAAGGUACAUUUAUUUUAUAGUUAAAAAUCAAUUUUUAUAGGCAGGUUGCCUUUUUGUCUAUUCAUAUUUUAAACAUUUUUAGGUGAUUUGUUGGAAAAUUAUUGUUGGAACGACGAUUUAAUCAAUAUUUCGAGGCUAUUGUUUUCAUUAAUAACGUUACUUACUUUCCCGUUAGAAUGCAUGGUAACUAAAGCUGUUGUUGAUCAGACUCUUAAGGGUGACACCAAUGACGCACUCGUUCCGAUGUCGAAAAAAAAACACGCCAUUGUUACCAUUUCAAUUCUCGUAAUAACUUAUUUGGUUUCAAUAUCCACUAAAUGUCUUGGAAUAGCCUUAGAACUGAAUGUGAGUAUAUUGGAUACAAUUUUAAUAUUUUAUAAUACAAAAUUAAUAUGUAUCAGGUUUGUUCGAUUGUUUAAAAGAACAUAUAAUUAUAUUUUGAUACAAUUAUACUGAACGUUAUUCGAGCUUUUCCUACAGUAAAGUAUGUUUUGAUCAAAACAUGUGUUGCCUUUAAUACAAAAAUUUAAACUGAUUGAAUAUUAUGAAUUUUUGUUGAUAAAAAUUAACAAAAAGAUACGAGUAGGACCCAUUUAAUGAACGAUAUAUAUACAGUAGACUCCGUUUUAUUGGGACACAACAGUUGCUUGUUAUUUUGUUACGAUAAAGCGGUUGUCCCAAUAAUCCGAAAUAAAAAAAAAAUAUAUAAAAAUUUGAUGGUGGUUAGUUACUGAUUUAUUAAUAGAGUAGUACAAUUUUUUCGCAAUUUACACUUAGAAAAUAAUUUUUAUUUUUAUUGAAAGAGACAAUGAACGCAAUCACGUACAAUUGAAUUUAUUAUUAUCAUUAUUAUUAUUAAAUUGCAUACAUGUUUACUUCUAACUUACCAUAUAAUUUUAACGUCCCGUGAUUUUUUUGAGCCAUUUUAACAAAUUAAUAACAAAAGCGCAGUGUGAAACAAUCACUACAUAUUAUUUAGUAUGACAUACAACUUAAAAAUGCAAUUGACGUACCUAAUCAAUCAUAAAUCAUUUAAACGACGUAAGUAUACGAGCGAUAUGCUAUCGUAAUUAUUUAAAUUAUUAUUAUUGUAUGGGUAUACAGAAAAAAAAGUCUAAAUAUAGCGAUGCGAUAAUUCUCAAGCUCGUUCGGAUUAUCCUGUCUUUUGGAUUAUCCUGUGUAGUUGCGGCUCCAAGGGGUCUUUAGGGGCCACGCCCAUAUUAUACCGGGUGAUCCAUUUAAGUGGAUAUACUCAUUAUCUCGAAAAGUAUUAACUAUUUUCGGAAUUUGUUUACUAGAAAAUUUAAGAAAUAAGCAGAUCUAUAGUUUUAUAUUUAAGUUAUUUUUUUGGGUUAAACGACCACCUACUUUAGAUUUCCAAAUAGCAAUCUACAUUAAAAAUUCCAUAAAUGUAUAGAAUAUUAGUUAAACUAAAUUUUAGUGUUGACAUUUUUGAUUUUUGUCAAUCCGUUGAUGAGAUAUUACAGUUUUAGGUUUGGGUUAGAGGAGAGUAGUGGAGUACCUAUCAUUUGUGUGGCGGUACGGCGCGCGGUGUGUUAAUAAUACACCACUGCCACCCACCAACCCAUACUUAAAAGUGGAAUAUACCGCAACGGAUUGAUGAAAAUCAAAAAUUUCAACACUUAAAUUUAGUUUAAAUAAUACUCCAAGUUUUAUGGAAUUUAUGGAAUUUUUAAUAUAGGUUACCAGUUGAAAAUCAAAAUUAGGUGGUCGUUUUACUUUCAAAAAUAAGGGCGACAAAAAAUAAAAUAAAUAUGGAAUUGUAGAGCUGCUUGUUUCUUAAAUAUUCUAGAAAACAAAUUCCGAAAAAAGUUAAUACUUCCCGAGAUAAUGUAUGUACCCACUUAAAUGGAGCACUUGGUACUUUCGACUGUUAUAGACACGUACAAGUGUGUAGUUAAAGGUAUGUAUUAUCUAUAGUCUAUGCAAUGAAGUAUGAAUAAAGUAUAAAAUAUAAAAUAUAUUUUUUGGUACACAUUUUUCUGAAAAAUAGCACUAUUAAGCGGAGUCUAGUGUAUUAUAUAAAAUUAUUCAAUCGCUGUAAUUUCUUAUAAAUAUCAUUGUUGUAUUAAUCUUGUAAAGUUAUGCCUACACUUACAUGUAUACAAUAUUAUUUUUGUUAUAGAAAGGAAUGAUACCUAUGUAUUUACGCAUUAUGAUAAUAUAUAUGUGUAUUAUCUAUUGUUAUAGGGAGUCAUGGCUGCAAUUCCGUUAGCGUUCGUUUUACCGGCAGCUAUUUAUAUUAAAGUAUCAGACGAUUCUUGGAAAAAGAAGGUAAUAUCAAAUAUAGACAUUGUAAAAUAUUUAAUGUUUUCAGGUAGAGAAAGACUAGAUGGUAGAUAAAUAUUUAUCUAUAGCGUCUCUAGUUUCAGAUAGACAGCUAUUAUUCUAGUAAGAGAGUAGCCAAUCUUAUAACGUUGGUAUUCUGAUUUGUUAACCUUUUAUCUAUAUCCUUGGAUCCCUUUAUAGUAUAAGUACUAAUAUUUCUUUAAUAAGUCACUAAAAUAAUGAUUACAAUGUCAAGUUACUUUAUUCCCUAGUUUUUACAUAAACAAUUUUUAAUUUUGUAAAACAGCUGUGUUAUAAUUUAUAAUUAUCUACUUUUUUUUAAGGAAUGUUUUAAUUUAUCAUUCUAAUAUUAAUACUAGAUGUACUUAUUGGAAGAAAAUGAAAAACCGAGUAUAAAUUGUUAGGCAACACCUAGACCAAAGCAAACAAUUUUCGAUUAAUUUUUCUAACUAUGUUGUCAAUGUAGAAAAACUUUGAAACCAAAGAAACAUUAUCUUUAAAACAUAUUCGUGUUUUACAAAGUUUUAAACGAGAGAGAUACAUCAUUGUAAUUAUUGCUAAAGCUCGCACAGUCAUUUUAAAUAUUAUCAACAUAGUUACUAGGGGAAGGGAUCAAAACAAUGUUCAAAUUCCUUUACGGCCUCCAAUGAGAAAUCUAAAUGUUUGUUGCUAUUAUUUUGUGAAAAACACAUAAGUCAGCUACUUUUGACGAAAAAUUUCACAAAAUGUAUUGGUGAUAAUGUUAACAUGAUGCUUACACUGUUCCUUUGGUCUAGACGUGGAUAUAAUUCGAAAGUUAACAUUUCCAAAUUUUAAAUUAUACAGUGUCAUAAUAAUUGUAAAUAGGAACAAUACCUACACACGAUUAUAGGUUGUAGUGAUAUAUUAAUUUGUUUUUUUAAAUUUUAGAUUCCUGCGUACUGUUUGGCCCUGUUCGGUACAUUUGUGGCGUUCCUCGGUGUAUACAUGGUUAUUGACGAGAUAUUAACUUCCACUUCCACGGAUUCUUGUAAUAACGAUAAUAUAAUGGACCACUGUUACAUUAAUAACACUUCGUACCAGCAACAAAUCAACAGCCAGUGACGUUAUUAUUAAGAUUAUAUUAAACAACUGAUGAAAUAAAAUUUAAUAAUAAUUAAUAAAACAUCUUGUGAAAGAAAAAAAAAAUGUCUAGGUAGUUGGAUCAUAUUAUACAUUAAGACUACCAAUAUAUACCUGCUAUAAUGUUCUAGUCUCUUGAAAUUGCAUUAUUUUUUUUUUAUAUA